Messenger RNA from Seminavis robusta, 1482 nucleotides. Lineage: Eukaryota; Bacillariophyta; Bacillariophyceae; Naviculales; Naviculaceae. The record is from the annotation of a GenBank genome assembly.
AUGGCAACAAUACCAACCUGGACAAGUCAAGACAAGGCAUUGGCAUUACUCCCGAAAUUCAGUGGUUUCCUCUCCCUGUGUGGAUCUCUGUACAUUGUCCAACACGUGCUACGAUCCCGAGAACGGCGUGGAUUUGUCUAUCAUCAGAUCUUAAUGGCCAUGAGUUGUUCUGACGUGCUAGGAUCGAGCAUGUACAUGCUGAGCACCUGGCCAAUUCCUCGAGGUGAUGCAGUCUUUGCCGUUGGCAAUCAGGCAACGUGCAAUGCCCAAGGGACAUUGGGUCAAUUUGCCUCCUUGACAACACCAUUGUAUACCGGAAGUCUUUCCAUUUACUACCUGCUGGUGAUUCGGUACGGGUGGAGAGAAGAACAGAUGCAAAAACACCGCCAUUGGUUCUUUGUCAUUCCCUUUGUCAUGGGCGUCACUACGGCCAUUGCUGGAUUGGGUUUGGAACUGUACAAUUCGGCUGAUUGGGUCUGUUGGAUUGCUGCCUAUCCGCCCGGAUGUAACAAAGAGGACAGUCCAGUGGAAUGUACGCGAGGAGUCCAAGCAGAUUUGUACAGAAUGGUAUUCUCCUAUAUCAUUGUCUGGAUUGUCUUUGUCGUUUUGGCCGUAUCUAUGGGCAUGAUUUACCAACGAGUCUGGCAAACCGAACGAAAAACAAUACGCUUUCGAGGACUUUCCUAUCUACAAUCCACUUCUGCAACUGCUACUGGGGGCACUGUGGAACCAUCGCUAUCAUCCAAAAUAAGGUCAUUCUGUCAGCAUCUUUUACCCCCGAGGCGAUUACAAAGGAUCCCUGUUGACAACCACGGCAAAGACAACAUCCACAAUGAGAAUGAUGAUAACGACAGCAGUCGAGACCAAGGCCACGGCUCAAUGGAGGAACAAGGAGAUGACAACAAUUCCAGCACUGACCCACAGUCCAAUUUGACAAGACGACCUUCCUCGGGAGCUCUCAGAACCCCGGAUGAAACACCACCCAGAAACAGCAAUUAUCUCAGUCGAACUGUGCUCUACCAAGCACUGAUGUAUUGUGGAGCCUUUUAUUUGACCUUUCUCUUUGGAACCAUUGCACUUUGGGAUAUGACCGCCUAUCCCGUCUUUGUGUGCAUGACCAUCUUUUUUCCACUCCAAGGAUUUUGGCAAUUCCUCAUUUACACUCGACCGUCACGAAACAAAAAGAAAAAUCAGGCCAGCAACAAAUCGUCGUCUUCGUCCGUCUACACCAACAAUCCAUUGCUGUGCAUUAACUGCUUUCAUGAUGACAGCAACAACAGCAACAGCAAUCAACAGCGUAGUGGUACCAAUUCCUACUGCCGGACCAUCGCCGAUGACAACAACGACCAAAUUGUAUCAUCGUCGCUGAAAAUGCCCUCCACGAAAAGCAGGAUGUGUUGUAGCCGGUGUUCGUCCAGUGGAGUGGACACGCGAAGUUUUCUGGAUGCCCAGUCCGAACUGGAGUAUAUAAACCAGGCAUAG